This is a messenger RNA of Colletotrichum truncatum, 999 nucleotides long. RefSeq lists its product as uncharacterized. The record is from RefSeq and is a predicted model, not a curated record. Gene Ontology annotation, molecular function: oxidoreductase activity, acting on the CH-OH group of donors, NAD or NADP as acceptor; NADP binding. NCBI's taxonomy places the organism in Eukaryota, Fungi, Ascomycota, Sordariomycetes, Glomerellales, Glomerellaceae.
AUGGCCAGCAACUCGACCGCCGCUUCUACCCCGCACCCGCGGCUUGGGUGGAUAGGUCUUGGAUCUAUGGGCAUCGGAAUGGCCACCAACUUGCAAAAGCAUCUGGCAGAGAGAAAGGCACCAUGUCUCCAAUUCCACAAUCGAACAAUGUCUCGCGGGGAUCCGCUGCAGGAUAUCGGGGGCGUGCCUCGUCCCGACAUCAAAGAUCUUGUUGUGAGCGCAGACAUUAUCUUCAUGUCCCUCAGCGAUGAUGCAGCAUUGGAAGCAACUCUGAAUGCGAUUAUGGAAUCCCACACAGCCGACGAUCUGACUAACAAAAUCAUCGUUGACACCUCGACGGUUCAUCCAUCAUCUUCAGCAACUGCACGGGACCGUCUUGCAGAAAGAAACGCAAAGUUUGUUGCUGCCCCAGUGUUCGGCGCAAGUCCCGUUGCAGCUCAAGGAAAGCUACUGUGGAUUGUUGCCGGGCCUAAUGAUGCCAUUGACACUAUUGACCCGUUCAUCGUUGGCGUCAUGGGACGAGGUGUCAUCAAGCUCGGAGAAGAUGUUACAAAGUCUAGUUUGCUUAAGACAGCAGGAAACUUUGUGACUGCUGGCAUGAUGGAAGUUGUCGCCGAGGCCCAUGUAUUCGCUGAGAAGACUGGACUAGGCACCGAGGCAAUGGAGUCUCUGAUUGAUCAGCAGUAUGGUCCUUUAGCCCUGUCCAUGUCGAAGCGGUUGACCACCGGCGCUUACCUACCGCCACUUGGCGAAAAGCCAUGGUCUGAUCUUGGUCUUGCCCUGAAGGAUGUAGGACACGGUAUUAAUUGCGCGGAGACGUCAGGUUCGAGAUUGGAAGUUGCCGAAGUAGCGUUGAAGCAUUUACAAGAAGCAAAAAAAUUCUCAGAGGCUGUGGGAAGGCCACUUGAUUCCUCCUCAAUGUAUGGCGUAGUUCGCAGCGAGGCUGGGUUGUCGUUUGAAACGGACUUGGUUAAAAGGAGGGAUGGUUCUUUACCUUGA